Hymenoscyphus albidus is the source of this 1419-nucleotide messenger RNA. Lineage: Eukaryota; Fungi; Ascomycota; Leotiomycetes; Helotiales; Helotiaceae. The record is from the annotation of a GenBank genome assembly.
CUACCAUAUUCGCUCCAAAGGACCUGCUUCAACAGAUUCUAUAGGCUGCUUGGCGCAAUGGUAGCGCGCGGUCCUCCUACAAUUGCACGGUUGUAAGACUGAGGUUGAGGGUUCGAGUCCCUUGGUGGUAAGUUACUCUGCGAAUUAUUGAGAUAAAACAGUACUAAUGGGAUUCCAGGUCGUUAAAUGAAUAUGAUAAAUUUUUACUUUUUUGGAAGGUUUAGGACGGAUUUGGAAGGAGGGGAGGGAUUGUGAGUUUGUUAGCCGAGGUUGGAUUUCAUUGGUUGGUUGGUUGGUUUGCUGGUGCGGGACACGUGGGUGGAGUUAGAGACUUAGUGGUAUGUUCAAACGGGGUGGUGAUACUAGGAUGAGUUGUCGAUAGGUUUUAUAUAUUAUAACCAGAUCAACACUUCAACCCAUCCUGAUUUUUGAAUUGUAUGCUUUCACGGCAACCAUGGCGUUCUCAAUGCAUUCCCACUCAGGGCAGUUCUGUCCAGGUCACGCACAAGACGACCUGGAAGAAGUAAUCCUAGCCGCAAUAGCCAGAGGCAUGAAGACCUUCGCCUUCACCGAACACAUGCCACGAGAAUCAGUCGAAGAUCUCUAUCCCGAAGAGGUAGCUUUCUCCUGUCCAGCUUUAUGCUUAUCUAACAUAUUCAGAUUGCAGCAGGUGAUGACACCUCGAGUCAUAUCCCACGUCACUCACUCUUCCUCCUCGAAGCCACACGUCUGCGCACCAAAUACGCCUCACAAAUCCACAUCCUCAUCGGCUUCGAGGGUGAAUGGAUAAGACCCUCCUACGGACCAUUCAUCACAUCCUUCGCCUCCUCUCCUGUCGUGGAUUUCUUCAUCGGGAGUGUACAUCACGUGCACGGUCUCCCAAUCGACUACGAUAAGAAGUUCUACUCUGAAGCCGUUGCGAGAUCGGGCAGUGAGGAGCAGUUAUUUGUUGAUUACUUUGAUCUGCAAUAUGAGAUGCUUGGGGAGUUGAAACCGAGGGUUGUUGGCCAUUUUGAUUUGAUCCGUCUACUGGCUUCGGAACCGGACGCGGAACUGGAAAGUAUGGGGAGUGGUAUUGUGUGGGAGAAGGUUCUGCGGAAUUUGCAGCGGGUGAAGGAGCAAGGUGGUUUGUUGGAGGUUAAUAGUGCGGGUCUGAGGAAGGGAUUGAGGGAACCGUAUCCGGGGAAGAAAAUAUGUGAGGUGUGGAAGGGGAUGGGUGGGAGGUUUACACUCAGUGAUGAUAGUCAUGGUGUUGUGCAGGUGGGAACUAAUUAUCUAAGGAUGUUUGAGUUUUUGAGCGACCUGGGAGUUGAGGAGGUUUGGACGUUUGAGAGUAAAGAGGGGGAGAAUGGGGGGAAGAGGGAGUUGAUGUACAAGAUGGUUGGUAUGGAUGAGGUCAGGGCGUCGUUUAAAGAGUAA